Messenger RNA from Gracilinanus agilis (Agile Gracile Mouse Opossum), 948 nucleotides. RefSeq names its product olfactory receptor 2W3-like. Gene Ontology annotation, cellular component: membrane. NCBI's taxonomy places the organism in Eukaryota, Metazoa, Chordata, Mammalia, Didelphimorphia, Didelphidae. The record is from RefSeq and is a predicted model, not a curated record. The transcript has a single exon. Gene Ontology annotation, molecular function: olfactory receptor activity; G protein-coupled receptor activity. Gene Ontology annotation, biological process: G protein-coupled receptor signaling pathway. The coding region runs from base 1 to 948 and encodes 315 amino acids.
AUGAUGGAUAGAACUAAUGAGAGCAUACAAGAUGAUUUUAUCCUGUUAGGUUUUUCAGACAGGCCCCAGCUUGAGGUGGUCCUAUUUGUGGUCAUCUUGAUUGCCUAUCUCCUGACAGUAGUGGGCAACACAACCAUCAUCCUACUGUGCCACAUUGACCCUCGCCUGCGAAGUCCAAUGUAUUUCUUUCUUACCCACCUCUCUUUCCUGGAUCUCUGCUUCACCACCAGCUCCAUCCCACAACUGCUAUAUAACCUGAGUGGACCUGAUAAAACCAUUAGCUAUACAGGCUGUGCUUUUCAACUUUUCCUGUUCCUAGCUCUGGGUGGUGUAGAAUGUCUCCUGUUGGCUGUCAUGGCAUAUGACCGUUUUGUUGCUGUAUGCAAGCCUCUUCAUUACAUGGUUAUUAUGCACCCAAAACUCUGCUUGGGACUAGUAUCCACCGCCUGGUUUGGUGGUGUGGUCAACUCCUUGACUAUGUCCCCUGUAACUCUGAAACUGCCCCGUUGUGGGCACAACAAAGUGGACCACUUCUUGUGUGAAAUGCCAGCACUGAUCCGGUUGGCCUGUGUAAACACUGCUGUCAUUGAGGGCACUGUAUUUGUCCUGGCAGUGAUUAUAGUUUUGACACCUUUAGUUCUUAUUUUGGUCUCCUAUGGCUAUAUCACCCAGGCAGUGGUACAGAUCAAGUCAGCAGUAGGGCAAAGGAAGGCCAUCAACACUUGCAGCUCCCAUCUCAUUGUAGUCUCCCUCUUUUAUGGGAAUAUUAUCUAUAUGUACAUGCAGCCAGGGAACAACGCCUCUCAGGACCAGGGCAAGUUUCUUACUCUCUUCUACAAUAUAGUGACUCCACUCUUCAACCCACUCAUCUAUACACUGAGAAACAAGGAAGUCAAGGGGGCACUGAGAAGGCUUCUGGGAGAGAAGAAAGGGACAAGGGAAAAAUGA